This is a messenger RNA of Arabidopsis arenosa, 3119 nucleotides long. Lineage: Eukaryota; Viridiplantae; Streptophyta; Magnoliopsida; Brassicales; Brassicaceae. The record is from the annotation of a GenBank genome assembly.
ACCAAAAAAACAAACUUCAACGGCACGCUUUCUCCUCUGAAAUCUCUCCGACAAAACUUGUUCAAUCUACCUUUUACCAUACUUCAGUGUUUUAAGAUAAAAUCUGUCGUGAUGUCGAAGAACAAGGGCUUAGCUGAACAAGAUCUAAGUAAACUUGAUGUAGCUCAGCUACAUCCUCUCUCUCCUGAGGUCAUCUCUCGUCAAGCCACCAUUAACAUAGGAACUAUUGGCCAUGUCGCUCACGGGAAAUCGACAAUCGUGAAAGCCGUUUCCGGUGUGCAUACUGUCAAAUUUAAGAGUGAACUGGAGCGUAACAUUACCAUUAAACUUGGUUAUGCAAACGCAAAGAUUUACAAAUGUGAAAAAUGCCCUAGACCAGUAGCCUACAAGUCUUUCGGGAGUGGCAAAGAAGACUGUCCAACUUGUGAUGUCUCUGGACAUGAGAUGUGCAAGAUGAAACUACUGAGACAUGUCUCAUUUGUCGAUUGCCCGGGACAUGAUAUUCUGAUGGCGACAAUGUUGAAUGGAGCAGCAAUUAUGGAUGGUGCUCUACUAAUUAUUGCUGCGAAUGAGACAUGUCCACAACCACAAACUGCUGAGCAUCUUGCUUCUGUUGAUAUGAUGCACCUUAAAGAUAUCAUAAUCAUUCAGAACAAGAUUGAUCUCAUCCAAGAAAACGAGGCUAGGAGACAGCACGAGGACAUUCAGAGAUUUAUAACGAACACAAAUGCGGAAGGUGCUCCUAUAGUUCCUGUCUCAGCGCAACUGAAAUACAACAUCGAUGUUUUGUGUGAGUACAUUGUCAAGAAGAUUCCAAUCCCUGAAAGGGAUUUUGUGUCACCUCCAAGGAUGAUUGUGAUUCGUUCUUUUGAUGUCAAUAAACCUGGCUCUGACUAUAAUGAUAUGAAAGGUGGAGUCGCAGGUGGAAGUAUCCUCCAGGGUGUUUUGAAAGUGGGGCAUAUAAUAGAGAUUAGACCUGGAAUCACUGGCAAAGAUGAGCAUGGAGACACUAAAUGCACUCCCAUCUACACGCGUAUAACUUCAUUGUACGCGGAACAGAACGAGCUUCAGUUUGCUGUCCCGGGAGGUCUAAUUGGGAUUGGGACAAGCAUGGAUCCUACGCUUACGCGUGGUGAUAGGUUAGUUGGUCAAGUCCUUGGUGAGAUAGGUACUCUCCCUGAUGUCUAUGUUGAGCUUGAAGUGAGUUUCCAGCUUCUGACCCGUCUCAUUGGAGUAAAGACAAAGGAAACAGAGAGGCAAAUGAGAGUGUCAAAGCUAAUCAAGGGAGAGGUACUGAUGUUGAAUAUCGGAUCGAUGUCGACGGGAGCUAUGGUUAUUGGAGUAAAGAAAGAUAUGAUGAAAGUGAAACUGACACUCCCUGUAUGCACCAACAUAGGAGAGAAAGUGGCUAUAAGUCGCCGUGUUGAUAGGCAUUGGCGUUUGAUCGGUCGCGCAAGCUUCUUCUCUGUUUCGACAAAGACCAGGAGGAACACUUGUAAAGCCAAAUCAUGGAAUCUUGGUCUUGUUAUCAACUCUAGAAGCUCUGAGGCUUCGGUUUUUGAUCCGCUGGGGAUCAAUCCAGAUGAAACUUCUGGUUUAAGUAACAUUUGGGAAAGCUUUGUUAGUAUUUUGUCUCCAACAUAUGAAAGCUCAUCCGGUAGCAAACGAGAUAAGCCGUCUUCUGGUCGGGGUGUGGCAGCUGCUAUUGAGGAUAGUUCCAUUGAUUUUGGAGAUUUCUUCAAAGGACCAUUGCCGGGGAAGUUUCUGAAGCUUCUUGGAUUUUUAGCUCUCUCUCGGCUUGGAAUAUAUAUACCACUCGGCGGGGUUAAUCGAGAAGCUUUUGUUGGCAAUUUGGAUCAGAAUAGCAUUUUGAGCACUUUGGAUACAUUUUCUGGUGGAGGCAUUGGUAGACUUGGUAUAUGUUCUCUUGGGAUUGUUCCUUUCAUCAACGCGCAGAUUGUGUUUCAGCUUCUUGCUCAAGUCUAUCCAAAGUUGCAAGAUCUUCAGAAAAAAGAAGGUGAAGCCGGUAGAAAAAAGAUUCUUCAGUACACUAGAUACGCUUCUGUCGGUUUUGCAAUAGUACAAGCAAUCGGACAAGUGUUUUACCUUCGUCCUUACGUUAAUGACUUCAGCACGGAAUGGGUUAUUUCUUCUGUUACGUUAUUAACGCUUGGUUCUGUUCUCACUACAUAUAUUGGAGAGAGAAUUUCUGAUCUUAAACUUGGAAAUGGCACUUCCCUUUUAAUCUUCACAAGUAUCAUCUCUUACUUGCCUGCAUCAUUCGGUAGAACAGCAGCAGAGGCCUUACAGGAAGGAAACUAUACUGGUCUUGCCACCAUCGUUGUUUCAUUUCUCCUCUUGGUACUCGGGAUUGUGUAUGUUCAGGAAGCAGAGAGAAAAAUUCCGCUCAAUUAUGCCUCGAGAUACACCAGCAAAGCCGGCGGGCUUCAGAAAUCUGCUUAUCUUCCAUUCAAGGUCAAUAGUGCUGGAGUGAUGCCUAUCAUAUUCUCCACAUCAUCUCUUGCUCUUCCUGCUACUCUAGCACGAUUUACCGGCAUAUCUGCUCUGAAGAAUGUUGCUUUUGCUUUAAACCCUGGAGGUUCUUUCUAUCUUCCAACCAAUAUACUUCUCAUAGCUUUCUUCAACUACUACUACACUUUCUUGCAACUUGACCCGGACGAUGUGAGUGAACAAUUAAAACGCCAAGGUGCAUCAAUCCCUCUAGUCCGACCUGGUAAAAGCACUGCUCUCUUCAUCAAAACAGUCCUUGGUCGAAUAUCGGUUCUUGGUUCUGCAUUUCUGGCUGUUCUAGCUGCUGGUCCCGCUGUAGUCGAACAGAUCACUCACUUGACAGCAUUCAGAGGAUUUGCAGGCACUUCUGUUCUGAUCCUUGUCGGGUGUGCGACAGAUACUGCAAGAAAGGUUCAAGCAGAGAUAAUCUCGCAAAAGUACAAGAACAUUGAGUUUUACGAGCUUGACAAGUAUGAUCCAUGAACUGGUACCACCUCCUGUUUUACAUAUGAUACCAUCGAAUCAAGUUACUGUGUUCUCUUGUCAUAGAUUCAAACUAUGUAACAAAUGUUUUAACUUUGAUUAGUAUAUAAAAGUUAAACUAUGCA